AUGGCAACACCGGCAGUUGACCAUGACAAGAUCUCUCCGCACCGGCAGUCGGCGUCAGCAUCAGCAUCGUCGGCCCGUGAGAGAAUCCAAGCGAGAUCGGAAGGGGAUGACUCGGAGUUAAGCGAUGAGCUCACCGACACCACCAACGUCGCCCAAGAAAUACCACACGACGACGAUGAACCGCCCAAAUCGGACUUGCCGUUCUCAAAAGCGCGAUGUAUCGCCCUCGUGGCUACCGUCACAGGCGCGAGUUUUCUCAACACCCUCUCCGGCCAAGCAGUGGUCAUCAUCCUCCCAACCAUAGGCCGCGACCUUUCCAUCCCCGACACCCGCCUCCAAUGGAUCGUCUCGGCCUACUCCCUCACCUUUGGCUGCUUCCUCCUCCUCUGGGGCAGGAUAGCUGACAUCUACGGCAAGAGAAGGAUGUUCAUCUUUGGCUCGGCCUGGUUCGCCAUGACCAUGCUGGUGAAUCCCUUUUUACCAAACGAAAUCGCCUUUGAUUUGUUUCGUGGUCUUUCUGGGCUUGGUGCGGCAGCCAACGUUCCAACGGCGAUUGGAAUCCUAGGAACUACCUUUCGACCUGGCAAAGCGAAAAACUAUGCUUUUAGUUGUUACUCAGCAGGUGCCCCUGUGGGAGCGGUGUUUGGGAAUUUGCUCGCGGGCUUUGUCUCGGAGUACACCUCAUGGAAAUGGGUUUUUGUCAUUAUGGGUUUGUUGGCUGUCAUUGUGACUGUGGCGGCGUUUUUUAUCCUGCCGGCGCCGAAUCACACUUUGCAUGAUGAGGGGGUCACGGUGAAGAAUUCGGUUGACUGGUUGGGGGCUGGGUUGGUUACCGUGGGCUUGCUGGCGUUGCUUUUUGCCUUGACACAAGGAAAUGUAGUUGGGUGGAGGACGCCGUGGAUACCGGUGUUGAUUGUGGUUUCGGUUAUCUUGGUAACGUUGUUUGUGUUUUGGCAGAGACAUCUGGAAAAGACGAAGAAACGCGCGCCGAUCAUGAAGGUUUCGGUCUUUCACAGCACGAAAUUCAGCGCUGCCAUGGCGAUCAUGGCGCUCUUUUUCAGCAGUUUCAAUGGGUUGCUGGUUUAUGCCACGUAUUUUUACCAGGACUUUCAGGGCCUGUCGACGUUGCAGACGACCUUGAGGUUUCUGCCGACGGGGAUCAUGGGGGUCAUCACCGCGCUGGUUGUCAGCCAGCUUUUGGCGCGGGUGCCGACUUACCUGCUUUUGGCGGUGGGGACGUUUUGCGUGUCGAUAUCGUCGAUACUCUUUGCUGCUCCGAUUCCGCCAGAGACGACGUAUUGGGCUUAUGGGUUCCCGGCUAUGGUCUUGUCGGUUUUUGGAGCUGAUACUACGUGGCCGUCUUUGAUUUUGUUUACGAGCCAUUCGUUACCUCAGUCGGAUCAGGCUUUGGGGGGGGCUUUGGUUAAUGCCAUGGGUCAGGUGGGAAGGGCUAUCGGUUUGGCUGUCGCGACGGCGAUUCAGACGGCUGUUAUGGCGCAUGAUAGAGGGGUUGAUGUCGAGGAGGCUGGGCCGGUGAUUCCUUGGGACUCGGCUUCGCUCGCGGGUCUGCGAGCAGCGGAGUGGUGGAAUUUUGCGUUGGGGUGUGCGGCAUUUGUGGUUGUUUUGGUAGCUUUUCGGGGGUCCGGGGUUAUUGGGAAGGCGGGGGUUGUGAAGGCUCAACGGCGACCGACUGAGCGUGAUGACAUUGUUGUUGAUAGUACGGGGGAUGGGGGGAUAAAGGGCUGA
This is a messenger RNA of Podospora anserina S mat+, 1746 nucleotides long. RefSeq lists its product as uncharacterized. Bases 1 to 1746 code for a protein of 581 amino acids. The record is from RefSeq and is a predicted model, not a curated record. The transcript has 3 exons. Gene Ontology annotation, biological process: transmembrane transport. Gene Ontology annotation, molecular function: transmembrane transporter activity. Gene Ontology annotation, cellular component: membrane. NCBI's taxonomy places the organism in Eukaryota, Fungi, Ascomycota, Sordariomycetes, Sordariales, Podosporaceae.